This is a messenger RNA of Anarrhichthys ocellatus (wolf-eel), 4052 nucleotides long. RefSeq names its product cyclin F (gene ccnf). The record is from RefSeq and is a predicted model, not a curated record. The transcript is spliced from 17 exons. NCBI's taxonomy places the organism in Eukaryota, Metazoa, Chordata, Actinopteri, Perciformes, Anarhichadidae. Bases 160 to 2505 code for a protein of 781 amino acids. Gene Ontology annotation, molecular function: protein binding.
GCAGUGAGCAGUGGUGUAACACUGUAACUGUUGAAAUAUUCUGUACGUCUUGUUUGUGUGUUAUAACUAGCUAGUAUCACCGUAACGUUUGAAUCGCCGCUCAGUGCUGUAACAUUAGCUACAGGCAUCGCUGUUUGAGGAGGGAGACUGCACUUUGCAAUGAAAGCGGGCGUCCACUGCCGUUGUUCAAAAUGCUACACUGUCCCGGCUCGGAAGCGUGUGCGUAAGCGAACCCCAGCCCUCACGUUGCUGUCUCUGCCUGAGGAGGUCCUCCUCUGUGUGCUCCAGUGCCUCUCCGCUGAGGACCUGCUGUCUGUCAGAGCCGUUCACUCCCAGCUGCGGGACAUCGUUGACAACCACUCCAGUGUAUGGGCCCGCGUCAGUUUCAGGGACACGUGGCCAUCCCCCAACACCUUAUGGCUGUUUGAGAGAGCUGCUGAUAAAGGGAAUUUUGAAGCUGCUGUGAAGCUAGGGAUUGCUUAUUUGUACAACGAAGGACCAUUGUUGAGCGAUGAGGGGCGAGCCGAUGUCUGCGGCCGCAAGGCCUCGCACUUCUUCAGCCUGGCAGAGAGCCUGCGCUCUCCCACGACUGAUCCCUUCAUCUGGGUGUUUAUUCGCCCGCCGUGGUCGCCCACCGGCAGCUGCUGCAAGGCCGUGGUGUUUGACCGUCUCAAAGCGGAGUGUGACAACAACGUGGAGAAGAGAGGACCCUUGUUGCACUGUUUGGCCCGAGUUUUGCAGCUGUUUGAAGGCGAAGAGAGACGCUCGGAGGCCGUAUCUAUGUUGGAGCAGUCGUCGCAGGCUGGCUGUCUACAGAGCUCCUACAUGCUGUGGGAGCACAACCGGAAAGCAGCGGUGGCCGAUCCAGGCAGGUACCUCCAGUGUAUCCGAACCCUCAGGGACUAUGCUGGCAAAGGAUGCUGGGAGGCACAGCUCUCCUUGGCUAAAGUGUGCAGCGGUGGGAAUCCGCUGGGUCUGGAGGCAAAGGCCUGCUCUGACCUGGUGGCUCAGCUCUUCGGGUCCUCUAACCCGGCAUCACGACACUGCGCUCAGGGCAUCCUGAGGCAAGGCAUCAAGGACACCAUGAGGUACAUCCUGGUGGACUGGCUCGUGGAGGUGACCACCAUGAAGGAUUUCUCCAGCCUGACACUGCACGUGACCGUGGGUUGUGUGGACCGCUACCUGGCUCUGCGCUCGGUCCCCAAGGCUCGCCUCCAGUUAUUGGGAAUCGCCUGCAUGGUAGUUUGUACACGCUAUAUCAGUAAAGAAAUCCUGACCAUACGUGAAGCUGUCUGGCUCACAGACAACACCUACAAAUAUGAGGACCUGGUUCGAAUGAUGGGGGAGGUCGUCUCUGUGCUGGAGGGAAGGAUCAGGAGCCCCACGCUGCUGGACUACGGUGAGGUGCUGCUGUCGCUGCUCCCUCUGGAGAGGCGGACCGCUCACCUCUUCAGCUACGUCUGCGAGCUGUCGCUGCUCUACUCCGCUCUCGCCUCUCCACCGCCCUCCAAACUGGCCUGCGCUGCACUACUGCUUACACGAGCGCUACAUCACUAUGCUCCCGUCUGGCCCAGCCAGUUAGUCGACUACACCGGCUUCUCCAAGGAGACCCUGGCCUCUCUGUCUGUGCUGCUGUAUGUCAAGUGUUUCAGUGACGACGUUCCCAAAGAUUACAGGCACGUGUCUCUCACUGGUGUUAAGCAACGGUUUGAAGAUGAGGCCUUCCAGCACAUCAGCAAAGAAAAGGUGAUGGAUUUCAAAGAGCUGUGUCAGAUCUUGGAGAUUCCUGAGGUGGAGCCUGAGAUGGAGCCUCCCAGUCCCACGGGUCAACCAGCGGACAUCCACACCUUCCUCGCCUCUCCGUCCAGCACCAACAAGAGGAGGCGCGAUGACGCCAUGCAGGCCCACAGAGCCGGCUUUGUGGCCACACCCACAGCGGAGCUGUCCAAUCAGGAGGAGACGCUGCUUGGCGACAUAUUGGACUGGAGUCUGGACACUUCCUCCUCCGGUUAUGAGGGGGACCGGGAGGAGGAGAGCGAGGGAGAGAGAGACUGCGAUUCCUCCAUGAUAUCCAUCAAACUGCACUCGGUGACCGACGCAGACGUGAGACUGGAGCACUGCAGAGCCUUGUCCAGCGACGAAGACAGCUUCUCUGAAGCGGAAAGGGAGGUGAGCAAGGACCGCAAAGACGAGGAGCCCCUCCCCUUCCCGACAGACCAUCACAGUUCAGGAUACUCCUCCGUCCAGAGUGUUAGCCCCUCGUCCACGUGCUGCUCCGCUACCCUCAUGCCUUGCACAUUCAAGACCGUUACCACUUCCCCGGGCACCGCCUCCGCCAAUGCCCAGCCAGGCUUCCGCCUUUUGGUGCCCAUGCAGAGACCCCGGGGCACCUCCACCAGACAAGUGAAGAGGAAGAACUCGGCAGCUCAUAGCGGAGGUGAGGUGGAAAGAGAAGAGGAGGAAGGAGACGAGUAUUCUGCCAAUGCAGGGUUUCUGAGCCUAUAGACGGAGGGGUUGCCCAGAGACCCCCCCCCUCCCCUCCCUCAGUUAUGAUCCGUCAGCACUUUUCUUCAGUUCUCAAUGCUGUUACCUGUCAGCCCGCACUGAGCCGUCAAUUGCCUGAAGAUCAAGAGGCUUUCAAGGAAGGGAAAACAAAUGAAUUAGCAGGAAACUCGCCUUUGUAUCACGUUUCAUUUCAUUUACACGUUUACAGACACAAUCACAUACCUCCCAUAAACCAAGCCGGUCCGCUCUGAAACCACUGGAACACGACUCGACUCUCCUCAGGAACCGUUCUGUUGGUCUACAGCCUUCUGCAACAACAGAUCUCAGAUCGUUGUAAAAGAAAUGAAACCUCGCGGGCUCGUUUCCGGGGGGGGGGGGGAGGAGAAGAAGAAGAAGAAGAAAGUGUUCAUUGUUCAAAUCAUAUUGUACUGAAAUCUUAAACAUAGCUGUCAUGUUAUUGUGAUUGUUUUGGUUAUCAUAGUUAUCUGAUACGCACUGUACAAGACUAUCUUGUAGUUGGUGAAUGUCAUCAAUAGGGGACGGGAAUGUCUGCAUCUGAAGCCUAAAAAAAAAAAAAAAAAAAUGAUUGUAUGAACUCAUUUUGUUGAGUUUUGUCCUUUUUUAGUUCUACGUGUUUGCCAAAGGUACUGUUGUGGUGUCACUCGCAUUUUCAGGGUCAUCUACUUUCAUAGAAACAGAGCUGUGAAAUGACUUUUCUUUUAGUAGUCUGCAUCUUCUAGAGUGCAUAUAUUUGCAUAUUUUUUCAUCCAUAUUACCUGAGGAAGUUAAAGAUAAAGUGUUCUCUGCAUAGAUUUAAAUGUGCGGAUAUCUACCCUACCAGUUUGAUCCAUAUUACCUAAAAGACCUUUAGCGCACUAAUCCCAUCAGGAACAACAUGUUGUUAAGAUGUUAACUGUUGAGAUGUUGACAAUGUGUGCUGAUAAUGUAACCAACCAAGAAUCACCAGCUGGAUGAGUGUCGUAGCCUAUCGUCCAGAUGUGUUAGUGUGACACAGUCUUUAACUAAUCAGCUCAAAUGUAACGAGGCACUCGAUGCAUCAUGAAACUCUAACAUGCUGUGAAGUGAUAAGUUGGAUUUAACCCACUUUUCCUCCCGUCGGAAUUAGGUCUAGCACUUUUAUCAUCGCAUUCAAUGAAAUGUAACAAUUUCCCCGCUUGAACAAUCAAUACGUAAGUGUUUUUGUAUGGAUUUGCUUUGCCUUCUUGGAGUGAAAGGGAACUUCAGACACUAAAGGGACAUUUUUUUACCUGACGGUGUUUUGAAAGUGCUGUACGCCUCAUUCAGGACACAAAAGUCUGUGACUGACUGUAAAUCCAUUUUUAACUGUUAUGCCCAGCUGGUUAUAACCUGUUUUAUAACCUAUGUUUUAAAAUGUACGUAGUACUAUAUGUAUACAUGGAGAAAGACGAAGGAACAUGCCACUACUACUUGAAAUUGUUUUCGCUUCAUUCCAAAAAGGCAGUUCUCUUUGUGAAACUUGUGUUUUUCUACAGUGCAGUGUUUUCUCUAUCGACCUAUGAUGUGAA